UCGAAUCAGCUUCGUCCUGCACAAUCGAUCCCGUUGCAGGGACAACCAACAAGCUGAUGUUGCUGAAACGCACACAGUGAAAACGCUGACACGAUGGAUUUCAAUGUCAAGAAACUAGCGUCGGACGCAGGUGUCUUCUUCACUCGGGCUGUCCAGUACACAGAAGAGAAGCUUGGCCAGGCAGAAAAGACUGAGUUGGAUGCUCAUCUGGAGAACCUGAUCGCUCGAGCAGACUGUACCAAAAACUGGACAGAGAAGAUCUUCAGACAGACCGAAGUGCUGCUUCAACCCAACCCAAGUGCCCGUAUUGAGGAGUUCUUCUAUGAGAAACUGGACAAAAAGAUCCCAUCCAGAAUCACCAAUGCAGAGCUGCUGGGACAGUACAUGCAGGACGCAGCGAAAGACUUUGGGCCAGGAUCUCCAUAUGGGAGUACAUUGAUCACUGUUGGAGAGUAUCAGAAGAGGCUGGGUGGAUCUGAGCGGGAAUUUCUACAAACAUCAGCCAUUAACUUCCUUACACCGCUGAGGAAUUUUCUGGAGGGUGACUGGAAAACCAUUUCUAGAGAGAGACGGCUUCUUGAGAACCGACGUCUUGACCUGGAUGUUUGCAAAGCUCGACUCAAGAAAGCAAAGUUAGCAGAGGCCAAGGCAGCUGCUGCGCCUGACUUUCAGGAGACUAGGCCACGAAAUUAUGUUCUGUCCGCCAGUGCAUCUGCGCUCUGGAGUGAGGAAGUAGAUAAAGCAGAGCAUGAGUUGCGUGUGGCUCAGACUGAGUUUGACAGACAGGCAGAAGUGACUCGCCUCCUGCUGGAGGGCAUCAGCAGCACACAUGUGAACCACCUGCGCUGUCUGCAUGAGUUUGUGGAGGCUCAGGCUGCUUAUUACGCUCAGUGUCACAGGCACAUGCAGGAUCUUCAGAAAGAACUGAGCAGUGCAAAUGGAGAUACGUUUCCUAAUGCUUUUGCUGUGAACGCCUCCACAUCAGGGGUGUCAGCAGGCCCUUCUCCUCUUUCCACUGGCACACAACCUGGGCCUUCAUCACCCAGUCGUCCACCAAACCCCCCCGAUGCCCUGGAGUCCAACACACUGAAGAUUGAAGAGGUCAAGCCUCCCGCCACUGGCACUCGCAAGGCUAAAGUGCUGUAUGACUAUGAUGCUGCAGAUACAAGUGAACUUUCUCUUCUCGCAGACGAGCUGAUUACGGUCUACACGGUGCCCGGCAUGGACCCAGACUGGCUUAUCGGAGAGCGAGGCAACCAGAAAGGCAAAGUGCCUGUCACAUACCUGGAGCUUUUAAGCUAGACAUCCCGUCCCGUCCUCAAUCACAAAAUCACACAGAAAUAUGCAUGAACAAAUACUCAAGCACUGCUGAACACUCAGUGAAAUGAUCCCUUUCUCUUUUUUUUCUCUCGUCUAUUCACAUCUAGGUCUGUUGUGUUCUGCUGUUACUGUGGAUAAAAUGUUUUGUUCUAUGUGUAUGUUGUUUCAUUUGAAGACUAUCCUGCGUAAGCCAUUUCUUCAAAUAAGGAGAUUUUAUUUUGUGACUGCUAGAUUUCUACCAAGCUUUUCUUACCCUACAAAUUGAAGAACAAAACGGAAAAGCUUUUGCUCUGAAGCUGGAUGUGCAUUUGUGUGUGUGUGAUCAUGUGGUGACAACGCUAAACAUCUGGGCUUUGCUUGUUUGCGUGUUAUCUUGCUCAUCUACAGUAGCUUCGUAUGGUGGUUUUGACAACGGCACGUCUGAUAUGACAAACUGGUGUUCUGUCAUCGGUUGGCAGAAUCGUGAGGGUAUUUGGUGAGGUAAUGAUGUGCAGAUUGCAGUUUACUGUGAUUUCAUUCUCAUUCGAAUGAUUGAUUUUCUUUACGCUCAUUAGUCAUUGGUAUCUGCUCCGUCUCAACCUUCCCACUUUGUUCUCUGUGGUCUGUGCUUGUUCCAAAAAGUGAUGCAUAUUGAAUGAAUACAGUUUGAAUAUAUAAUAAAGAGAGUUUUACUGGGUCUUGAUCGA
Danio aesculapii is the source of this 2006-nucleotide messenger RNA. It is a transcript of the gene sh3glb2b, whose product is annotated as SH3-domain GRB2-like endophilin B2b. Gene Ontology annotation, cellular component: membrane; cytoplasm. NCBI's taxonomy places the organism in Eukaryota, Metazoa, Chordata, Actinopteri, Cypriniformes, Danionidae. The record is from RefSeq and is a predicted model, not a curated record. Bases 94 to 1302 code for a protein of 402 amino acids. Gene Ontology annotation, biological process: membrane organization. Gene Ontology annotation, molecular function: protein binding. The transcript has 12 exons.